AUGUCCGAGGCAAAACUCGACCAGCUUGUCAAGGGCGCGCCGCCGCCGACUGUUACCGCCCCGCAGGUUGCUGCUGCCGUCCGCCCUACAGAUCCCACGAGCCUGCUGCCCUCGUCGCCGCCGCAAAUCUACCUCAACUUGCUGAUCCUCGAGGCCUCGCUACGCUCCCAAUAUCUGACGUUGCGCGCCCGCCGCCGUCAGAACACCUUCGUGUUGACUCUGCUCGCUCUUUGGACUGCCUACUUUGGUUAUGCACUGUUCCUGCGCCCGCGCGAGGAUGGCACCGGUGUUGGAGGCAGCGUGUACUGGGUCGUCGACACGACCGAAAAACUGGCCUUCACAUCGGGCAUUGUGACUGCCGUACUUUUCUGGGCCACGGGCCAGUGGGAGCGUGGUGUGCGCUGGCCGCGUCGCUGGAUAGCCGUUGCCAACCGCGGCCUACGCAGCAUGAACUGCAAGAUUGUACUCAUCAAGGGCCCUUGGUGGCGCGAGAUGGUCAGCCACCUCAGCUUUCUGAUCCCAUAUCAGCUGUUUUUCCCCACCCCAGGCAGCAGCUACCACUACGUAGAGCCCGAGAAGCGGGACCCGCGCCUGCGCCUCGCCCAGAACGACCGCGUCUUGCUUGAGGAGGAUGUGGCCCCAGGCGGAGACUAUGUGAAGCUGCUGCUGCUCCCCAAGCCAUUCUCGGCCGACUUUCGGCAGAACUGGGAGAUAUAUCGCACCGAGUACUGGGAGAAGGAGAAUGAACGCCGCGCAGAGCUGCGCAGCCGGAUCAACCAACGCGAGCGUGAGCUGGCCAAACAGGAGGGUGGCUGGCUCUGGUGGACUGGGUGGCGGGGCUGGAAUCGUGCGAGAGGCCUGUCUAGAGGCGGAGACGUCGAGAAACACCACCAUCAUCACCACCAUGCCCAUUCUCAUUCCUCGGCACAUCUCGAAGUCCCCAAGGACAAGAAAAGACGGCCAAGCGUCGUCACGGAUCGCAUGAUGAGAGAUCGCUCGCAUUCCCGUUCGUCGUCCCGAAGCACGACACCAAUACUCGACUCGGACGAGAAGUUUGGUAGGGAGAGGCGUUGGAGCAACAGCACAACCGGAAGCGCCACCAACACCGAACGCCGGAAGAAGAAGUCCGCAAGCGGACUCUCAAGGCCCUCUCGCCUGACUCCAACGAAUUCAAUGUCCAGGCCAAAGACCCCUAAUACCCCUAACUCAGAGUUGGACGACAUGCCGGCCUUCUCCAAACGCGCCAGCAUGAUGAGCACGGUCAGCACCGACAGUGACCGCUCUGCCACUCUCACGCCGGAUGAAAGAAGCGGGUCGGGAACACCCUCUCUGUAA
This is a messenger RNA of Diplodia corticola, 1335 nucleotides long. RefSeq names its product spo7-like protein. The record is from RefSeq and is a predicted model, not a curated record. Gene Ontology annotation, biological process: nuclear envelope organization. Bases 1 to 1335 code for a protein of 444 amino acids. Gene Ontology annotation, molecular function: phosphoprotein phosphatase activity; protein phosphatase regulator activity. The transcript has a single exon. NCBI's taxonomy places the organism in Eukaryota, Fungi, Ascomycota, Dothideomycetes, Botryosphaeriales, Botryosphaeriaceae. Gene Ontology annotation, cellular component: Nem1-Spo7 phosphatase complex.